Molecule: messenger RNA, 1850 nt
Organism: Tetranychus urticae (two-spotted spider mite)
Lineage: Eukaryota; Metazoa; Arthropoda; Arachnida; Trombidiformes; Tetranychidae
Product: DGAT1/2-independent enzyme synthesizing storage lipids
Cellular component (GO): membrane
Molecular function (GO): acyltransferase activity
Source: RefSeq, a predicted model, not a curated record
GCUUCUAUUGGCUGCAUUGGGCGUGAGCUUUCAAUCAAUUCCAUUUAAUUCACCAGUGUUUUAAUUCACUGAAAGCGACAUCUAUUUAUCAUGUAACCAUGACUGAGUUAUUCAACUAGACAUUUCAUCUGUGAAUACUAGUCACUGACUAGAGCCAUCUACUGGUUUACAUCACCUUGUGAAGGGGUCUGCCUCUGUGAAGACUCCUGUGCUGCGAGAUGAGAUUUUUAACAUCAAAUUUGAUUGAUAUUGAUUAUCUUCAGUGGUUAAUAUGGUUAUUAAGUCCAAUAGUUAUCAGUUUUUUGUUACCUUUGACUAUUCUGUUAUUUUUCUAUUGUUCAGCUUUAUUUCUCCAUGUUUACCGUCACCGUAAUCGUAUCACUGCUAUCAAAGAGGCUGUCCGAGCUGGUGACUAUUGGGAUGGAGCUCGUCAAGCAAUUGCUACUUUUUGGGAUGCACAUGGUUGGAUCUAUCAUGGUUAUGAGGUUAAAGGAUUAGACAAUAUUCCAGAUUCUGGUCCUGCCUUAAUUGUUUACUAUCAUGGUGCUCUUCCUUUAGACUAUUAUUAUCUUCUUUCUAAAACCUAUCUUCAUAAGAAUAGACUAAUCAAAGCUGUGGGUGAUAAAUUUUUAUUCAGCAUACCAGGAUGGAAGUUAAUGAUGGAAGUGUUCCAUGUUUUUCCAGGUACUUUGAAAACAUGUACUCAAGUAUUACAGAGAGGGGAUCUACUUUCUAUUGCACCAGGAGGUGUCCGAGAAGCUCAGUUUGGUGACAAUAGGUACAAAUUAAUUUGGGGCAAUAGGAUUGGUUUUGCUAAAGUUGCCAUAGCUUCUAAAGCACCAAUUGUACCUGUUUUCACUGUUAACCUGAGGGAAGCCUUUCGUUCUGUCAGUUUUGGGCAAAGCUGGUUUGAACGAGUUUAUGAUAAAACUCGUUUACCUAUUGUUCCGAUUUAUGGUGGAUUUCCUGUAAAAAUGACUACUUUUAUUGGUGAACCUAUUCCUUAUAAGCCCAACAGAACACCGGAGGAACUUGCGGCACUUACAGCGGAAGCCAUAGAAAAGCUUAUUCAAGAGAAUCAAAGGAUACCUGGAAGCAUUUGGAGAGCCAUUUUUGAUCGAUUCAAGUCAUCUUAGCUUUAUUUGUUUACUGAGAAAGUUUACAUUAAAGCUGGCCAGUUAAGAUUUACCAGUAAAUAAGUCGAGUAAAUUAGGUGAAAGAUGAAAACGAUGAGGUAAAAACACAUAAAUUAAAGAGCUGUGAUUGGUUUAAUCAUAAAUUUUCAACAUGAAUCAAGUUUAAUUUCAAGUUUUCGAUUUUUCCAGCUUAAUGCUGAAUGUUGAGUUUGUAAGAUAAUAUUAUCAAUGCUUAAUUUUAACCUUGAUUGUUAUUUAAAUACUAUUUUUAAUAUUAUAAUUAUCAUGAGCAGAUAAAAAUCUAAAUUAUAAUCAAAUGUAAGUGCAUGAAUGUUCAAGCUGUAUCAUCAUUAGACCAUGGUAUUGGUUUGAGUUUACAUGUUAAUCUUCUCGGAAUCACACAAAAUUGAUGAAACUGAUUUACUGAUUCAUGGUCAACCAAUAUCAAUAUUGAUCAUUAAGAUGAAAUUGGUAAAUACGGUAAAAUUAAUAAAUUACUGGUUCCUCACAAAUUAUUGUUUACCUUUUCUUCAAGGAUAAGUACAGUAACCUGCUUGCCAAUAUUUUCAUCUAAAAUUUUGAGAUGGUCCCUUUCAAGGCGGAGUUAACCAGUUAAUUGCAAUUCAAUAAGUUGAUAAGAAACGCAAUUUACCUCAUUUUUGUAAAUUAUUUACCAAUAAAGCCCAUAAAAUCGAUCUAUGUUGAUAAUUUUAA